Photinus pyralis (common eastern firefly) is the source of this 1078-nucleotide messenger RNA. Its product is annotated as vacuolar protein sorting-associated protein VTA1 homolog. The record is from RefSeq and is a predicted model, not a curated record. The transcript has 2 exons. Bases 53 to 904 code for a protein of 283 amino acids. Gene Ontology annotation, cellular component: multivesicular body. Gene Ontology annotation, biological process: late endosome to vacuole transport via multivesicular body sorting pathway. NCBI's taxonomy places the organism in Eukaryota, Metazoa, Arthropoda, Insecta, Coleoptera, Lampyridae.
CCUUAUUUUUAGGGUGUAUUUAUGUUCUUUAACAUUUAAGAUUUUUAGAAGAAUGCCCGAUUUUCCGCCGAUUCCCCCUGCUGCAAAACAUGUUGCACAUUACAUGAAAGUGGCAGAUGAACACGAUGAUCGAAAUGUCGUUAUCAGUUAUUGGAGUCGUAUGUACGCUUGUGAAGUCGUAAUGAGAUCAAUUACUGGAAAGAAACCUCCAGAAGUUACAGCAUUUUUAAUAGCAAUCAUGAGCUGGCUCGAAGACGUUAAAAAAAAUCAUGCGGAUGUAGAGGGUAUCACCAAUACGACUGUGGCACAAGCUUUAAUUGAGGAAUAUAUUUUGCAAUUAUUUAAUUACGCUGAUGGGCAGGAUAGAGCUGAAAAAUUUGGGAAAAAUGUAGUCAAGGCUUUUUAUACGGCUGGAAUUUUGUGCGAUGUACUUCAACAGUUUGGCACUUUAAGUGAUGAAAUGAGCAACAAACGUAAAUACGCCAAAUGGAAAGCUGCGUACAUUCAUAAUUGCCUUAAAUCUGGCGAAAUCCCAGUUCCGGGUCCUCCAGCUGACUACGAUGGUGAAGAUGGAGAUCCUUACAUGGCGGAUGAUGCUGGCUUUCACCCGUCAACAGACAACACGCCACGCAGUAGACCAGAGAACGAACCUGCUCCUUACGUUUCGCCUGCACCAUCACCUGCUCCUCGCACUUUACCUCCUGUGGCACCUGAACCGACACCCAUUCCUCAAACCCCUACAAUUUCUCCUUCUGCUAGUGGUAGUUUAAACCCAGAGGAUAUGGAAAAAGCACAAAAAUUUUGCAAAUGGGCUGCAUCUGCACUAGCAUACGAUGACGUUAAUACUGCUAUUGAUAACCUUCAAAAAGCUUUGGCCUUAUUACAGACUGGAAGAGAUGCUUAAGCUUGCAGAGAUAUUGCUUUUGUAGUUUAUCCGUCUUCAAUGAUGGUUGAGUAAUUGAUUUUUUGAUAUUUAUUGAAAUUUAAAGUGAAUUUUACACUCUUAAUUUUGUUAUAAAAAUAGAAGCUAUUUUCAUUUCUGUAAUAUAUUUUUAAUAAAUGGUAAUGCUGUAAAAAA